This is a messenger RNA of Caenorhabditis remanei, 408 nucleotides long. RefSeq lists its product as uncharacterized. The transcript has 2 exons. The coding region runs from base 1 to 408 and encodes 135 amino acids. Lineage: Eukaryota; Metazoa; Nematoda; Chromadorea; Rhabditida; Rhabditidae. The record is from RefSeq and is a predicted model, not a curated record.
AUGAUUCGUCUCUCGACUGUUCUCGUCCUUCUUCUGCUUUCCUCCGACGUGCUCGGAUACUCAUCUCCCCUUGUUACGAAACCGGGUCGAGUGAUUCGGAAAUCUAUUAUCGACCAUAUCCGAUUCUUUGGGAAUAUCACAUGUAAAUACGCCACCGACCCAAGCAUCAAUUUCCUAGAACUAUGGGAGCGUGAUUCAAUGAAUCCUGAUGACCACUUGUCUCAAACCGUUGUACUGGAUCAGACCAUUUACCCAUACAAAUACGAUAUCCACGCUAUCGACGAUGGGGAUGAAUGGGGAUCAAACAACUACUCAUUCUACUUGUGGGCCGAACACAAUUGCACGUUCAAUCGUCGCACCAUCACCAGAAAAGUAGCUGGCACGGUGAGACGGGUUGGCGACACGUAA